AUGAUCGUUCUUACAGUAUCCGGAGCCGCGUUGAUACUACUAAACGGGAAGUCUGUCCUCCUAUACGAAGAUUACACGUAUUCGAAACAAGGAAUCUCAAAGCCAAACUACUACUGCUCGAGACGGUUGAGUUCAAAAUGUCGAGCUAAAGUCACCAUUGACAAGCUUGGGCUUGUAAAAUCUGCAAUCACGGAUCAUAAUCAUCCACCGCCCAAACUGGUUCAAAUGGGUGAUGGGUUCGGAUAUCAAAGAAUAAUAAUAAAUGGAAAACCAGUUCUCCUGUACCGGGACUACACAUAUUCCAAACGCGAUCGAUCCAGUCGAACCGAGUACUGCUCCAAGAGAAUAAAAUUGAAAUGUGGAGCUAAAGUGACUCUGAACAAAUACGGCAUCAUAACUUAUACGUACACGGAACAUAAUCAUCCACCACCUAAGAUAGUACGGACACCUGACGGCUACAAAAUUAUUUCCCUUAACGGGAGGACAGUUCUUCUCUAUGAAAAUUAUACAUAUUCAAAGCACGGCGUAUCGUUCCGCAACCAAUAUUGUUCACAGAAAGCCGCCAAGAACUGCCGGGCGAAGCUCACGCUAAACGAAGAUCGUAGUAUAAAACUGACUAGUGCAGAACAUAAUCAUCCACCGCCGAAGAUAUUCCAAACUACUAAUGGGCUAUACUUCAAGGUUACUACGUAA
Molecule: messenger RNA, 693 nt
Organism: Arctia plantaginis
Lineage: Eukaryota; Metazoa; Arthropoda; Insecta; Lepidoptera; Erebidae
Source: the annotation of a GenBank genome assembly